Pomacea canaliculata is the source of this 1374-nucleotide messenger RNA. RefSeq lists its product as uncharacterized. Lineage: Eukaryota; Metazoa; Mollusca; Gastropoda; Architaenioglossa; Ampullariidae. The transcript has 6 exons. The record is from RefSeq and is a predicted model, not a curated record. Bases 66 to 1130 code for a protein of 354 amino acids.
CUGACAGCAACCCUCCUCCUUCUUCUAUCACGUGGUCUGGAAAAGUUAGCAGCAGUACCAAACAUAUGUCGAUCAUAUCAGCCAACCGAUCACAACACAGUGGCGAAUACAUGUGUACUGUUGUCACACAAUCUGGUACUAAUGACACACGUCUUCCUCUGAGAUCGUCGCAUCAACUCACUGUCCUCAUCAAAUACCCAUCGACUGUGCUGAGGUUUCGGUUCAAUGGCGAAGACAACAAGACAGUCAUUGUUGCUGAGAACUCCAGAGUGGAUUUAUUGUGUCAGGCUGACGGAAGACCCACACCACAGAUGUCGCUUGUUAGCAUCAAAGACAACAACCACAUGUUGAGCUCAACGUCUCCAGGUGACAUACAGGUGACGGAAAGCACAGAAGAACUAAGCUACACAAUGAAUCAAGUUCAGUGUGAACACGCGGGGGACUACAGGUGUGAAGUGAACAACGGAAUUGGAAAUGAUAGUCAUACUGUAAAACUUCUUGUUUUUUGUGCUCCGAGAAGAAAUAAGUCUCAAGAGCAGGUUCAUUUGCUGGAUGUAGAAAUUCCCGAUGCUUCGCUCACACUUGAAAUGACUGCGUACCCAACACCUUACGUAGCGGAUAUAAUGUACCUUGGAGAGGUUUUAAAUGACAAAAACAAGGGCGUUAUGGUUGAGAACACGCUAAAUGUCACGUGUCAUGUCAACAGCAGUUCACCUUCCCUUGUUAUCUGUAAUGUCUCUAUAGUCAAUCUGACACACGUUUCUCAAGGCUUUUAUACGAUUGUAUUCAAGAACAGCAUUGGGGAGUUGGACAUUGUGAUAAAAAUAGGGCGUGAAGUGACAGGGACCAAGGAUCAAACAUCUUCCCUUCCAGUAGGAGCAAUCGCUGGUGGAAGUGGUGCUGCAGUAGUCGUUGUUCUGGCUAUCAUCGUCGUUGCUGUUGUAACUCGGCGUUAUAAACUAAGAGAGCCCGACAGCAUUUAUGACAGUCGGAACACAAGGCAACAUUGCGAGUCUCACUACGAUGGACCUUCAGUGAAGAGAGCAAUGAGUAAUGAGGUGUUUACAAUGAGCGAUGCAGUUAGCACUGAGCCUGAAAGAGCUGGAUGUUGGAAUGCCACCUAUAUAUGAAAAUGUGGACUUUGUCAAUAAAUAAAAUAAUCCAAAGCGCCUAAAAAGAUUUUUUAAGAUAAACCUUUGUGUAUCUGCACCUGAAAAACGUUGAGCUUUAUUGUCGAUAACAACAGUUAAUUUCUCGACUGAGUCAAAAGAAAAAAAUUACCAUGAGUCAAUUUUUUAAAAAUAAGGUUAAUAAAAUUAAAGUUAAAAGUACAAUAUUAACAGGCUCUCAUUAACUUACUUCUCAUAAGCUAAA